Molecule: messenger RNA, 1536 nt
Organism: Aricia agestis (brown argus)
Lineage: Eukaryota; Metazoa; Arthropoda; Insecta; Lepidoptera; Lycaenidae
Gene: cact
Product: NF-kappa-B inhibitor cactus-like
Exons: 5
Coding region: 138-1151 (337 amino acids)
Molecular function (GO): protein binding
Source: RefSeq, a predicted model, not a curated record
UGCGAACGCGUUCUUGAUCUGACAUGGUGGUGUGUACAUUUUAUUAUCGUAAAUUAAAUGUUUAGAUACCCCUAAACGGUUUAAUAAUAUGUGUGUAUAACUAAUCGUUGAUACAAUAGAAUACAUAAAGUAACAAAAUGAGUGCCAAAAGAGUGUGUGAUACAAAAAUUCCAGACGAAGAAACGACAGAUUCUGGUUAUCUGUCGGGACCCUUGAGCUCGCAGCUGUUAUCGUCGGAUGAUUUAGGUGUAGAAACGGAAAGAGAAGACAAUGAGAGUGAAAGAAGAGAAACUGGAAACCCUGUAGACGAUAGUGAUAAAAAAGUGAUAAGUGAAAGUGAGUUAGAUAGUGGUUUGGAUUUAUCCGAGAGCCUUUCCCAUGUUAAACUUGACGAAGAUACGGAAACGCAGCAUGAACGACCUGUUAUCAUCGAACCAAAACAAGGAGUCCAAGACAUCCCACUUAAAAUUCUGUUUCAGCCUGAUGAAGACGGUGACACGCAAGUUCACAUUGCUGCAGUCCAUGGAUGUGAAAAGUCUGUGGGAACACUUAUCAGGGUGUGUCCUGACAAAAGAUUAUUGGAUAUACCAAAUGACUAUGGACAUACACCGCUGCAUCUUGCAGUCAUGAGCGGACACCAUGCGGUAACCAGGAUGUUAGUACUGGCUGGUGCAUCGCUGGAUGUGCGAGACAGAGUCGGAGAGACACCCAUACAUAAGGCUGUUCAUCACACAAAAACAGGGCAACACAUAAAGUGCCUGCUUGCUUUACUAGCACCGGCGCCCGAACUCUCAAGACAGCAGAAUUCAGCACUGAACCAGAAAAAUUAUAAUGGACAAAUGUGCGUGCAUCUUGCCGCCAGUGCCGGCCAUUUGGAUACGCUUCGUUAUCUCGUCAACUACGGAGCCGAUAUUAACGCGAGGGAGGGUCUCGCCGGGUCCACGGCUCUGCACAUCGCGGUCAGACGCGGCGACAAAACCAUGACGAAGUGGCUGCUGGAGCGGUGCAGCAGCCUCGAUAGCAGCACGGCCGACUACGGGGGCCGCACACCGCGUCGUCUGGCGAAGAGGACCAAGCUGCAUGCGUUGUUUGGUGCCUCGGAAGAUUCCGACGACGAUUCCGACGAGGAGGACGAUGUAGAUGUACGAUAGCGAUAGCGACACCGACAGCCUGAUGGACAGAAUUCGCCAGGAAAUUCAGAGCCAAAACCUCGUAAACGUUGCCUGAUGAUGACAGGUGCUGUGAACGUCCUGAUGACAGCCGCUGUCAAAGUCACCCGUGACAGUGACAGGUGCUGUCAGACUCCAUGUCUCAUGAAUCAUGAUACUCCACUCCGCCUAAAUUCGCCGCGGACAGGCAAGAAAAAAACACUCUAAAUUGAUGCAAAUGCCCUUCUACUCGCAUUUUUUUUAAGUUAUUGAGGAGUACUCAAAUUUCAGGACCCGCAUAUUAUAAUAUUUUUUUUGUAGUCACUACUGGUCGUGUUCAAUACAAUAAAAACUAAGAGGUUUUUAAAUUUGAGAAUAGGCAAUGCUU